UCUUGCCAACAGCAACUGUCGUCCCUAUUUCACGAGUCGCGCUUCGUGUCGGUUUGGGGGGAAAUCGCACCGUUUUCGUAGAGAGAAGCUGCAUAAAAGCCUGGAAUACAUGAUUGCAGUUCACCAUCGAACUUUUGCAUCCUAUCAUUCGCACCGUGACAAUCAUGCUUGUUGCGGAUUUUUCAUGCCUCACACUAUCGUCUCUACUUCUUGGCAUCAUGACCCACGGAAUAACUGCAUUUAAUAUGCUAUCCAACGAAAAUCUCGCUGUCUACUGGGGCCAGAAUUCAUAUGGAGACACCCAUCCCGAUAAAACUGCUCACUGGCAGAAGACACUUUCAUACUACUGCAUGGACAAUGUCGUUGAUACCUUCCCAAUUGCCUUCCUUGUCGAUAGCUAUGCGGAGGGUAAUCUCCCGUCGAUUGACUUAGCAAAUAUCUGCAACUCAGGCAAUGCUAACUAUUUUCCAGGCACUGAAUUACUGAAUUGCUCUUUUCUCGCCUCGGAUAUCGAAAUGUGCCAGUCCGCGGGAAAGGCAGUCACCAUCUCGCUUGGUGGCGGAACAGGAAAUAUCCAGUUUCAAAGCGACUCUCAGGCCACCGCAUACGCGCAAACAAUAUGGAAUCUUUUCCUGGGUGGAAAGAGCAAGACACGUCCCUUUGGAUCUGCGAUUCUUGACGGAAUUGACAUGGACAUCGAGGGUGGUUCGCAGACAGGUUAUGUUUCCUUUUUGACUGCGCUUCGCAAACAUAUGGAUCGAGGCAAGAAGAAGUAUUAUAUCACUGCUGCGCCUCAGUGUCCUUUCCCGGACGAAUAUAUCGGAGACACGCUCGACUCAGUGGGAUUCGAUGCAGUAUAUGUCCAAUUUUAUAAUAACUAUUGUGAUCUAAAGCAUUACAACAAUCGUAAUGACUGGGACUUUGCUGCUUGGGACGAUUGGGCAAACAAUGUCUCACCCAAUCCUGACAUUAAGGUUUAUAUUGGUGCUCCCGCGUCAUCCACUGCAGGGUCUGGCUAUGUUAAUUCCAAAAAAAUUACGUCAAUAAUUCAGCAAACGCAAUCCAAUUACUCUUCCUUUGGAGGGGUCAUGUUAUGGGAUAUAUCAGACGCGUACGCCAACCAUCGCUAUGACAUAGCGGUCAAACAAGCUUUAACAUCAGAUAAGGAUCUGCUCAACAAACGAAUUCGCGAUCAACACCUAUCAGAAACGCGCAAUACCACCCAAGAAGAGGACUGACAGUUAUUCGUGCUUGACUGCAUACCUCAAUGGUUUCUCCCCAUCGCCAGGGGUACCAACGUCCUAGUAAAUUUCUCCUUACUAUGCUCUCAAAGGUCAACA
Molecule: messenger RNA, 1340 nt
Organism: Suillus plorans
Lineage: Eukaryota; Fungi; Basidiomycota; Agaricomycetes; Boletales; Suillaceae
Product: glycoside hydrolase family 18 protein
Exons: 13
Coding region: 165-1238 (357 amino acids)
Biological process (GO): carbohydrate metabolic process
Cellular component (GO): extracellular region
Molecular function (GO): chitinase activity
Source: RefSeq, a predicted model, not a curated record